AUGCUUAUGGGAACAGAUUUCAUCAAGGGCUAUAUUCCAAACACAGACGCCACCGUGGUGACGCGGGUGCUCGAGGCUGGAGCAGAGGUUGUUGGCAAAGCUGUUUGCCCUGUGGAGAAUCCGUUCGCGAAAGGGUACAGUAGUGGGGGAAGCUCGAGUGGGAGUGGUGUUCUUGUGGCGCUUGGCGAAGUAGACAUGUCGAUCGGUGCAGAUCAAGGUGGGAGCGUCAGGAUUCCCGCCUGCAACUGCGGGGUUGUUGGUCUCAAGCCUACGUUUGGCUUGAUCCCUUAUACCGGAUGCGCCGGAAAUGAGCCAACGAAUGAUCAUCUAGGCGUAAUUACGAGGUCUGUUGGAGAGAACGCGCUCCUGCUCCAAGGUAUUGCCGGUGCAGACAACGUAGAUGACCGUGGCUUCGCUGCUCCAGCACCGGAACGCGUUCCAAAGUAUUCGGCCACACUCUCCAGUUACGAAGCGCCUAAGGAUCUCACUGGUAUAAAGGUCGGCAUCAUAGCCGAAUCUUUGACUGGCGCUGUCUUGGACCCACGUGUGAAGUCCACCUUCCUCAAGGCUGCCGAAUGUUUCAGACAGCUGGGUGCGACUGUCUCGGAAGUGUCUAUUCCGUUGCACAAGAAAGGACCGGCGAUCUGGACUGGCAUUAGCAAAGUUGGCGGUUUCCUCGGCAAGAGCACCGGGCCUUUCGGCCGCCGGGGCUACCAGAUGGUGGACUUGCACAGCAUGAUGUGGCCCUUACAGCAGCAGAACUGGGACAAUGCGUACGUCUCAUUGAAGAACAACUACUUGAAUGGCGCCUACGCCACAAAGAUGUUCCCCCAUCUGCUUGGUAAGGCGACCAACCUGUCUCGCAUGCUUCGUGAUGCGUACGACGCCGCGCUGAGCGAGUAUGAUGUUCUCAUUACCCCGACACUGCCGUACAUUGCAACCAGUCACUGCGCUCCUGAUGCUGGCCCGCUCGACCAGAUUGCAAAGCAGGUCGGGCUGACAAGCAAUACUUGUCAGUUCAACCAAACCGGCCACCCGGCACUGACGAUGCCGAUCGGUAUGCUGGAAAUUCAGGAAGGCCAUCUGAAAGGGACUGGAACAAAAUUGCCGGUCGGCCUGCAGAUUGUGGGGAAGUGGUGGGCGGAGGAAACAGUUUACCGAGUUGCUUACGCAUGGGAAUUGGCGAAUCCGAAUUGGAAGGAUUAA
This is a messenger RNA of Lasiodiplodia theobromae, 1206 nucleotides long. Its product is annotated as Amidase. The transcript has 4 exons. Gene Ontology annotation, molecular function: catalytic activity. The coding region runs from base 1 to 1206 and encodes 401 amino acids. The record is from RefSeq and is a predicted model, not a curated record. Lineage: Eukaryota; Fungi; Ascomycota; Dothideomycetes; Botryosphaeriales; Botryosphaeriaceae.